AUGACUAUAACUGCAAGCAAUGCUGAAGGUUGGCCCUGGGAAGUGAAGGUGAGUCAAGGCCUAAUGGACGGACACCAGAAGGGGUUUGAACGAGAAGGGAGGGAUGGGGGGAGUCCAAGAGCAGGGGCCAGAAAUGGGUUAGAGCCAAUAGACCACACAGAGGCCACAAUGAUGCUGUACGAAUGGGUCCAUCACCACCGGCUCUCUGUUACCCUGAAUCCUCCCAGGGUACUGUUUCAGACCUCAGACCUUCACGUGAAAUUUCUGAUAUCCACAAUUCCUCAGAUCUUAUUUCCACGACCCCCCUUCUCCUGCCAUCCUAUCCCUGUAUUCCAGGAAGAAGAUGGGAAAGCCCUGGGCCUGGGCGGGGGUGCUAACGAGGCGACCACCUGCACCGCCCCACUUACCAUCUGCCCCGCGGGGAGGGCCCCCCGGGCUAGCGGAGCCCUCCCUGCUCCCGGGCGGCUCUGGAGGAGCUCGGUGUUCGCCUCCAACCCUUCGCUACCGGAGGAUCAGUUUCCUCCCCUCCUCCCCCUCCAGCUCCGGCCGCCGCCGCCGCCGCCGCCGCCGCCGCCGCCGCCGCCGCCUCCUUCUUGCAUGACACAGCAGAACCGCAGCUGCUGCAGCAAUUCCAAGCCAUCCGCCCAGGAAGCGCUGCAACCGGGACUCGGGAGGGGUGGAGGGGGCGAGGCAGAGGCCACGGCCCCGGGGGAUCCUUGGCCCCACUGUGCACCACACACUCCUUUCCCAGCCCAGGGGCACGCGAACAAAAUGAGGCUCAAGCUGACCAGGCCGAGCCGGAGGAACGCUGGGGCUUGGCAGCAGAAGGGAUGGGACCAGAGAGAAGGGUGUGGAGGAGACCCCAGUGAGGGCCCGAACAUUUCAGGUAAAGAGAGGUCAUAUCUCCGUACCUCACUUCCUGACACAAACAAGUUUUCACUGUUGUCAGCAACAAAGCCCUAAUAUAGCUGCGGAAGAGAAAAACUGCAUUGCAUUUUGCCUCCUGCAAGCAUCAUCAACAGUUACUGGAGGAACGUAAUUCCAGAAAGCUUGAAAGCCGUGGUGAUGGUAAUUAUGUAUCAAAUGCCUGGUUCUAUUUCUGUUAUUAUUGUUUUGCCAUUUCUGUUCUCCCAGCGAUCUGACUGAACUCGCAGAGGGGCAAAUCCAGUUUUUCUUUUUGACUUUUGUCAAACUGAAUCAGGCCUGAUAGAAAACUCAUUGCUCUCCGGGGAAACAAAGUAGGAGCCACGAAAUGUCAUUUUAACAGAGCGUGGGUUUGGUGACUGUAGGAAAGGAUUUGAGGACGCUCCUUCUGUUCGGCUUCCUAUGUCAUGAGCACAGGCUCCACGCACGCACAGACACCACGGCUCCCGGAUGCUGUGGCUCCCCGAUCUGGGCUCCUGCAGCGCCAGAAGCCCCUCCGGGAUGCUUCGAGGGGCUCCCGGUGGGUGGAGGUACGGACGCCGCUGCGGCCGCCGCCGCCAGUCCUGCUGAUGUUGUUGCUGCUGCAGUCACGUGGGAGCCCCUUUAAGUUUCCAUAGAGAGGCCUCUCUGGUGUCACAUGAUGGACAUGAUAUAAUGAAACAACAUUGUGGAGAGGAAAGCAUUAGGGGAGCCCACGGCUACAAAAACAAGUGAGUGAGAAGAGGUGGGAGGAAGAGAAACUACGCCACCUCCCCUGCAGCCGAGUGCACGCAGCAGCCUGGCGUGACAAGUGGGCGACGCCGGGGGGCAGGGAGCCGGGGUCCUUGGCCCUGGCCGGGGACCCCACCGCCCACCUCGCGGAGGACAACUUUUAGCCGGCAACCCCGGCCAGCGCAGCACCUGUCUCCGGAGUCUCCACCGCUCCUCCCGAUCCAUCCCAGGGAAAUUCUCAAGAAUACGCUCUACAAAUCUACGUGCGCAUCGUUUUCCCCUCGCGUCGCGCACGGGAGGAAGGAACGAGGCAAGGAGCUAAAGCAGCGUGCGUUCAGCCCUGGGGCAUUUUAUUAAUGCUUUUACGAGUUAGAAGAGUUGGGAUAAUUUGCCAUCUGGAGUUUCUCUGCCUUGCUGAUCUGAGCUCAGACCUGCCAAUUUGCCAGAGAUGAUUGAUAACACCCUGUAACAGCUGAGUAAGUAGAUUCUUCUGUUUGUUUUACUGCUUUUAAAAAUUUAAAGUUUUAAAAUACUAUAAACUUUAAUUGGGUUCUUUAAAUUUUGUUGUUGAAUAAUAAUGGCAAUUAUUAUGAUAUUUUAAUGAGUGAAUAUUUAUAAAUAAUGGGAUUCUGGAAGAAAUUAAUCCCCGAUGAUAGAAAAGAGUUAAUGAACACUUUCUCCAUACAUUUUAGCAUUCAAGAAACAUAGGACUUAAAUACAUAUAUUAAAAAUUUAGGCCAGGUGCAGUGGCUCACGCCUGUAAUCCCAGCACUUUGGGAGGCU
Molecule: messenger RNA, 2418 nt
Organism: Nomascus leucogenys (northern white-cheeked gibbon)
Lineage: Eukaryota; Metazoa; Chordata; Mammalia; Primates; Hylobatidae
Product: gametogenetin-like
Exons: 4
Coding region: 1-963 (320 amino acids)
Source: RefSeq, a predicted model, not a curated record